Alexandromys fortis (reed vole) is the source of this 3521-nucleotide messenger RNA. It is a transcript of the gene Mb21d2, whose product is annotated as Mab-21 domain containing 2. NCBI's taxonomy places the organism in Eukaryota, Metazoa, Chordata, Mammalia, Rodentia, Cricetidae. The transcript is spliced from 2 exons. The coding region runs from base 493 to 1968 and encodes 491 amino acids. The record is from RefSeq and is a predicted model, not a curated record.
CGGGAACCUCUGCCAUUUAUUUAUUAUUUUUUUUCUUCCCACCGGGUGCGCUGUCCCUUUAAAUGGGAAUGCUGGUGCUGGCUCCGUAACACGGGAGCCGGCAGCUUGUUGAUUUCGGCGCUGGUGAAUUUCACAUUGUUUCCACUUCACUUUCCUUGCCCUGGGGGAGGCUCGGCUCGGCUCGGCUCUUUGGACGCAGCCGCCGCCGCCGCCGCCACCAGCACGGCUCGGGGAGGGUAGGGGCCCCGCAGCGGCGCAGCGGGCGGGGACCGGAGACCGGGUGCCGGGGCCACACGCGCACCUCGCCGCAGUCGGGGCUCCUCCCGCGAAGGAGCGCGGCCGCCCGGAGCGCAGCGCGACGCGGGGCCCGCCCAGAAGCCAACCCUCCCGCCCACGGGCCGGGCUGCCCAGCCGCGCCGGGAGGCCGGGGCGGGGUGGGGGGCGGGGGUGGGUGCCGCGGCCGCCGCCGAGCCGCCGCUCGGCGCGUUUUGCAUGAAGAUGGCGGCUCCCACCGCCAGCAAGGCAGCCUCCUUGGGCUGCAACAACAAGCCUGCCUUCCCGGAGCUGGAUUUCAGGUCUGGAGCUCGGGUGGAGGAACUGAACAAACUCAUCCAGGAAUUCACCAGGCACGACCAGCGGGAAUACGACGACCAGAGAGCGCUGGAGAUUCACACUGCCAAGGAUUUCAUCUUUUCCAUGCUGGGAAUGGUGCAAAAGCUAGAUCAGAAACUUCCGGUGGCUAACGAGUACCUGUUGCUCUCCGGAGGAGUCCGAGAAGGUGUGGUGGACCUGGACCUGGAUGAGCUGAAUGUCUAUGCCCGGGGUACUGACUACGACAUGGACUUUACCCUCCUGGUGCCAGCCCUUAAGCUGCAUGACCGCAAUCAGCCUGUGACCCUUGAUAUGCGCCACUCAGCCCUGUGCCACUCGUGGCUGAGCCUCCGGCUCUUUGAUGAGGGGACGAUCAGUAAGUGGAAAGAUUGCUGCACAAUCGCCGAUCACAUCAACGGGGCCACCAACUACUUCUUCUCGCCCACCAAAGUGGCUGACUGGUUCUAUGACUCCAUCAGCAUUGUCCUCUCAGAGAUACAGAAGAAACCCCAGCGAGGGAUGCCAAAGGUGGAGAAGGUGGAAAAAAACGGGACCAUCAUCUCCAUCAUCCUGGGCGUGGGGAGCAGUCGCAUGUUGUACGACAUCGUCCCCGUGGUGUCCUUCAAAGGCUGGCCCGCGGUGGCCCAGAGCUGGCUUAUGGAGAACCACUUCUGGGAUGGGAAGAUUACUGAGGAAGAGGUCAUCAGUGGCUUUUACUUGGUGCCAGCUUGCUCCUACAAGGGUAAGAAGGACAAUGAGUGGCGUCUGUCCUUUGCCAGGAGCGAGGUGCAGCUGAAGAAGUGCAUCUCGGGAAGUCUCAUGCAAGCCUACCAGGCCUGCAAAGCCAUCAUCAUCAAACUCCUGUCAAGGCCCAAGGCUAUCAGCCCCUACCACCUGCGGAGCAUGAUGCUCUGGGCCUGUGACCGACUCCCAGCCAGCUACCUGGCUCAGGAAGACUAUGCAGCCCACUUUCUGCUGGGUCUCAUUGACGACCUGCAGCACUGUCUGGUCAACAAGAUGUGCCCUAAUUAUUUCAUCCCACAGUGCAACAUGCUGGAGCACCUGUCAGAGGAGACGGUCAUGCUCCACGCCCGGAAGCUGUCCUCCGUGCGCUCCGAUCCGGCCGAGCACCUGCGCACCGCCAUCGAGCACGUGAAGGCAGCCAACCGGCUGACCCUGAAGCUGCAGCGGCGGGGCAGCACCACCAGCAUCCCCUCCCCGCAGUCGGACGGAGGGGACCCCAAUCAGCCUGAUGACCGCCUGGCCAAAAAACUGCAGCAGCUCGUGACUGAGAAUCCGGGGAAGUCCAUCUCGGUCUUUAUUAACCCCGAUGACGUCACGAGGCCCCAUUUCAGAAUCGACGAUAAAUUUUUCUGAGUGACUUGACCUUUUUUUCUUCUUCCUCUUGGUUCUAAGACUUCCGUAACGUGUAGCGUGGUUUGUGAUAUUGUCAUUCUGUUUUUACAUAUCCAGCUUACAUUGGAUUUGUUAAGGACACGUUUUUAAGUUUCCUGGUUCUGCAGGAUGGUGCAGGCUCUGAAACAGUAUUAGUACUAUUUCAUAUUCUGCCUGAUUUUUGCUGUUUGUUUUCUAGUUAUUGUCACAUGGUUUUUGUUGUUGUUGUUUUUUAUGAUGUCAUUUUUAAGGAGAACUUGAGCCAUAUAGACGACACUGCCCAUGAAUCCUCGUUCUUGCUUUCUGCCUCACACUCGGUGUGGAUCUGUUGGCGGAUUUGAGGGAACGCAUUUCCUUCUUGCAUAUUCGAACCCUUUCUCCGCUUUUGUUCUCUUUUUGACCUUGUUCUUCGCCUGAGUUUUCACUGAGAUGGGUAUCUGCGAGUCCUAAGAACCUGGAGGCCCUGUGCAUGCUGGCUGAGUUUCUUUCUUUGAUCAGAAGAGUUUCCCGUUUCUACCGGAUCGGAAACUUUCGAGAGAGAACGAUGCACAUUGUGUUUCCGAGCAACCUCAUUGAAUGUAAUUGUCCUCGAAUCAGCAAACAUUGGAUGGUUUGGAGGGAGGAUUUGAUAGCUUUCCAAACAGAAUUAAGGUUUCCAAAUGUUAGUUUUAGUGUUUGUAAUUAUUUGAAGCCUUAUUUAAAUCCUAUUAAGGAGCACACCAUUCUAAUUGUUAUUUGCACUAAUGAAGUCUUCUCCAUUGUCAUAGCUGCAGUGUGUGUUUCAGUGUACAUUAACAUCCUUUCCGGAAACGUCGUCGCUUUUCAUUUCGUCCAGUUCUCUGGGUCGAUAGAAUGAGUCUCUGCGUUUGUCUAGUUCUCCUUUAAUUGUGGGUCCCAUUUUACCCUCCUUGGUAGAUCUGGUUCCUGCCUUACCGAGGGAAGUUUUUGAUGCUUUAUACCUGUUCACCGACUAGCUAGAGCUUGGGAAGAUAAUACUUGACAAAGUGGGUGUCUUUGUAUUUAUUUCUUUGGGGGUUCUAGAGAUUUUUCUCUUCCCCUCUCCUUUUUAAAAGUCUCUUUUAUUUCUCCUGAGACCUUGCUGGAAACUGACAGGCAGAAUUAUCCCCGAAUUGAAGAUACCAUGCCUGUUCAAAGCAGGUUUCCCUGUAGAGCAGGAACCAGGAAAUACCUAAAUGGCUGUGUUGGAAUAAAGGAGUCCUAUAUUCUGACUGAAAAGAUUUACCAGAUUUAGGUGCUGCGAGGCGUUGGCCUCUGUUUUUGUGUGACCCGAAGGCAGACGGUGCCUGAGUUAUUAGGCCUGCUGAUCGAGACAGCCCAUGAUGUCUGCUAAUGGAAAAGUCAAUCAAUACGGUGGCUUUUGGUCUUGAACGUCCAGACUCACAGGUUGGAUUUUGGCCAUUUGGAAUCAGACAUAUGUGGUCUUGGAGUUUUGCAUGGGAAUUAAUGUAAUAUGCUUAUAAAUCAACAAUCUCAAGUCAAACACAAAAAUAAAAAAGAAACUCCUGGCCUUGGAA